GACGAUUCGUAAGGAGGCCCCUGGUGCGGUGCCCUCUUGCUCUCCCUUCUGCGCGCCCUUCCCGUACUUAAGUUGAGUCCAGAGCGUGGUCCGUCCCCGUCUACCUGGCUGACUUUCUGCAGAGGUGCCUGCCGUUGACCCAGUAGUUGGCUGUCGAAAGUGCCGGCCCCCGCGCCGGCGCCGGCAGUAGCCGGGUGGGAAGGCUCAAGAUGGCGUGCCUGCUGGAGACCCCAAUCCGCAUGAGCGUCCUCUCGGAAGUAACAGCUAGCAGUCGCCACUAUGUUGACAGGCUAUUUGACCCUGAUCCCCAGAAAGUUCUACAAGGUGUCAUAGACAUGAAAAAUGCCGUAAUUGGAAACAACAAGCAGAAAGCCAACCUCAUUGUUUUGGGAGCUGUUCCAAGGUUGUUGUACUUGCUUCAGCAAGAAACCUCAACCACAGAGUUGAAAACUGAAUGUGCAGUGGUGUUGGGAAGUCUUGCUAUGGGUACUGAGAACAAUGUCAAGUCUCUCCUGGACUGCCAUAUAAUCCCUGCCUUACUGCAAGGACUACUGUCCCCAGACCUGAAGUUCAUUGAAGCUUGCCUCCGAUGCUUGCGUACCAUCUUCACCAGUCCUGUCACUCCAGAGGAGCUACUGUAUACAGACGCCACAGUGAUACCACAUCUCAUGGCACUGCUUAGCAGGUCCCGCUAUACCCAGGAAUACAUCUGUCAGAUCUUCUCACACUGCUGUAAA
Molecule: messenger RNA, 737 nt
Organism: Galeopterus variegatus (Sunda flying lemur)
Lineage: Eukaryota; Metazoa; Chordata; Mammalia; Dermoptera; Cynocephalidae
Gene: ARMC8
Product: armadillo repeat containing 8
Exons: 6
Biological process (GO): proteasome-mediated ubiquitin-dependent protein catabolic process
Cellular component (GO): GID complex
Molecular function (GO): protein binding
Source: RefSeq, a predicted model, not a curated record